AUGUCGGUUCUCGUUUCGGGCAUCGACACGGCCGCCGAAGACCGCUGGCUGAUGCAUGUCAGCCGGGCCGGCGUCGGUUCGAUCCACUCCGCCGAAGUCCGUUUCCCGGUCGAUACCGGUGUCACCGGCGCGAUCCGCAAACCCGAUGGCGCGCAAUCGGGCGUCGGGCCGCUCGCCGUGAUCAGCGAAAAGCAGGUUCUGCCCGACACGCCCGACGAGGCGCGCAUCAACCGCACCGAGAAGUCCGGUCGCAUCGCCGCCGUCGUUCCCGCCGCCCCGCCCAAGGAUUUCUCGGCUGGCUCGAUCCUGGAACGCCAGUCCAGCAUCCUGCGGCCCUCGCUUGAGGACGGCGUGCAGAUGGCUUUCGUCAAGCCGGAAAUUCGCGGCGAAGAGAUGCAGAUCGCCGCCGCGUUCCACAUUCGCAAGCCGGCGCCCGAGCCCCAGGUGUCCUCGAUGAUCGCGUCCCUGGUCACCAAUACCAAUCCCGAUGUCCUGGCGACCGCCUAUGCGCCGCCGGAAGCCGACUUCGCCGAAGAAUCGCCAUUCGCCAGCCUGCUGCGCAGCGAGCCGGCCGGCCGCGGCCGGUUCAUUCCGCCGGUACCGGAAAACGAUCACGCCUGGGCCAGCAGCCCGCUGCCGCCGCGCGUCUUUUCCGAUCGCGAGCAGAAAUGCCUUGCCGAAGGCAUUUACUUCGAGGCCCGCGGCGAGAUCGCGCGCGGUCAGGCAGCCGUCGCCCAGGUGAUCCUCAACCGGGUGCGCAACCCCUCAUUCCCGAACUCGAUCUGUGGUGUCGUCUAUCAGAACCGGCAUUGGCGCAACCGCUGCCAGUUCUCGUUUGCCUGCGACGGCAUUCGCGACCGCAUCACCGAGCCGCACAUGUGGCAGAAGGCCAAGGACAUCGCGAUGGCCACCACGGCCGGCAAGAUCUGGCUCGACGAGGUCGGCUCGUCGACCCAUUAUCACGCCACCUAUGUCAACCCGCGCUGGGCCCGGUCGAUGAAACGGCUGACGCGGAUCGGCCUGCACAUCUUCUACCGCACCUAUGGCGGCGGCUGGAGCUGA
Molecule: messenger RNA, 1062 nt
Organism: Effrenium voratum
Lineage: Eukaryota; Dinophyceae; Suessiales; Symbiodiniaceae
Source: the annotation of a GenBank genome assembly